AUGGAAAGCUGUCGUGCACUGCUGGUCCUCGUCUUGUCUGCAACGGUGUCUCUCCUGGGCGGGCUGAUAUUUGGAUACGAGCUGGGGAUAAUCUCUGGAGCACUGCUGCAGCUGCAGACAGACUUCCAGCUCAGCUGCUUCAAGCAAGAAGUUGUGGUGAGCGCCGUCCUCAUCGGUGCACUCCUCGCCUCCCUGGCUGGGGGGAUCCUCAUCGACCGCCACGGCCGGAGGAGAGCGAUCCUGGUCAGCAACCUGGUCCUCUUGGUGGGCAGCCUCACCCUCACACUGGCCCGGUCCUUCACUGUGCUGGUCAUUGGGCGCAUGACCGUGGGCUUUGCCAUCUCUGUCUCGUCCAUGGCCUGCUGCAUCUACGUCUCAGAAAUGGUGGCUGCUCACCAGCGAGGGCUGCUGGUGUCGCUCUACGAAGCGGGAAUCACCGUGGGCAUCCUGCUGUCCUAUGCCCUGAAUUAUAUCUUUGCAGACGUGGAUGAGGGGUGGAGGUACAUGUUUGGAUUGGCCAUUGCCCCGACAGCCAUGCAGUUCCUCAGCAUCCUCUUCCUGCCAGUGAACCCUGUUAAAUUAAGCUCGUGGGACUCAGACUGCCAAAAGGGCCUCAUCCCACUGCAGGACUCGGAGGACAGAGCAGCGGCAAAGCGGGAGCCCUAUCAGGAGAAGCAUUACUCAUUUCUUGAUCUUUUCAGGACCAGAGACAACAUGAGAAGGCGGACUCUGGUGGGCCUGGGACUGGUGCUCUUCCAGCAGUUCACUGGGCAGCCCAACGUGCUGGGCUACGCCUCCAAAAUCUUCCACUCAGUGGGAUUCCAGAGCAACUCCUCAGCAAUCCUGGCCUCAGUUGGGCUGGGAGCAAUAAAGGUGGUGGCCACGCUGGUGGCCAUGGCCUUGGCAGACAAGGCAGGCAGGAGAGUGCUGCUCAUGGCUGGCUGUGUGGUGAUGGCCAUCUCUGUCACCACCAUCGGCCUCUCCAGCCGCAUGGCUCCGCUGGCCAUGGCCAGGGACUGCGAAGCAGCCGCAGGUCCCAAUGCAUCCCGCGGCCUCACCCAGCACCCCCUGACACCUCUGCUCCCCCAGUCUGCUGUGUCACCCAUCCCAUCAGCAUCAGGUGCUGUCAAAAGCCAGGCAGGCCCUGGCUUUGCUGCCACAAGGAGCCUUACUCAAAGCAAAGAGGUUGUUCCUAAUUCUCCCCUCACUCAGAAAGGGGACUUGGUAGAUGAGUCCAGGAAAGGAGCACUGGGAAGCACAGUCCCUCCUCUCAGUGCUGCUCCCUGGGCACAGCAUUCAGUCUUAAAUGGGAUUACACUGCUGAGCAUGAUGGCUUUUGUGAGUGCCUUCUCAGUUGGAUUUGGGCCAAUGACCUGGCUGGUCCUGAGUGAGAUUUACCCUGCUGGGAUAAGAGGAAGAGCCUUUGCCUUCUGUAACAGCUUUAACUGGGCUGCUAAUUUACUGAUCAGCCUCUCCUUCCUGGACCUUAUUGAUGCCAUUGGAUUCUCCUGGAUGUUUCUUCUCUAUGGGCUGAUGGGAGUGAUGGCUGUUAUAUUCGUUUACCUUUUUGUGCCAGAAACAAAAGGACAGUCCCUGGAAGAGAUAGACCAGCAGUUCUCCAGGAAACGGCUGUGGGAAGGAAAUGUGUUCAAGCAGAGACAUGGAAGAGGAGUGAGCUGCACACAUGCACAGUACCAGAGAGUGGAACACACCAGCAGCACAUGA
Cinclus cinclus is the source of this 1725-nucleotide messenger RNA. RefSeq names its product solute carrier family 2 member 10 (gene SLC2A10). The record is from RefSeq and is a predicted model, not a curated record. Gene Ontology annotation, cellular component: membrane. Gene Ontology annotation, biological process: transmembrane transport. The coding region runs from base 1 to 1725 and encodes 574 amino acids. Gene Ontology annotation, molecular function: transmembrane transporter activity. The transcript is spliced from 5 exons. Lineage: Eukaryota; Metazoa; Chordata; Aves; Passeriformes; Cinclidae.